Messenger RNA from Panicum hallii, 3710 nucleotides. RefSeq lists its product as uncharacterized. Bases 1234 to 3513 code for a protein of 759 amino acids. Lineage: Eukaryota; Viridiplantae; Streptophyta; Magnoliopsida; Poales; Poaceae. The record is from RefSeq and is a predicted model, not a curated record. The transcript is spliced from 7 exons.
UCUCACGAUGCUGCACCCUGUUCCUCUCGCACAGGCAGCUGCCCAACGCUGGUGGCGGCGAGCCGGCGAACCACCGUCCCUGCCAACCUCACGCUGCUUCGGCUGCCCUCUCAUGGUCUAGCUCGCCGCUCGCGCCUCUCCAGAAGGCGGGCAGCAGCAGCAGGGGCCGGUCUCCAGCAGGAGCAGGCGGCCUCUCCGUCUCCAGCACGCCGGCAGCGGCAGCAGGCAGCAGCAGCAAGUGCAGGGCAGGGGCCUCUCUCUCCAGACUCUCCGGACUCUCCAGCAACAGCAGGCGCAGGGCAGCAGCCAGCAGCAGCAGGGUAGGGCAGCAGCCAGCGGUAGGCAGGGUUGGUGGGCUUCUAAAUGCAAAUCCAGGAAUGUACCUAAGAUGAUCUUUAGAUUGCUUGCUCUGCAUAAUGUUGGAUAGCCAAGAUGGAUAGAAGUUGGGUGCAUGCUAGACUGUUCUCUCAAGAUUACAUCAAUGGUGUCAAAGUAUUUAUGAGCUUUAUUCAUGAGAAAUUUGGUGAGGAUGAAAAAUUUUUAUGCCCUUGCAGUAGAUGCCUUAAUCAGAGGUAUCAACAUCAAACUCUUGUGGAGAGGCAUAUAUUGAUGAAUGGCAUGGAAAGUACCUAUACUCGAUGGAUUCAUCAUGGAGAGAACAUUGAUGUAUAUGGUAAUGAGCAUUCUGCUAAUGAGUUAGGUAUCAGUAUGACUGAACAUGACAACCAUGAUGAUGGUAAUUUGAACGGGUUGCUACAAGACCUACACACUGCAGAGAAAGAUGAAGAAGAUGGGGAAAAUGAGAAUGAUGCAGAAUCUAGUGAUAAGGAGUUGUUUUUCAAAAUAGUGAUGAAACAGGCGAAGGGUCAGCUUUAUCCAGGUUGUACCAAAUUUUCGAAGUUGUCCUUUGUGGUAAAGCUUCUUCAUAUGAAGUCAUUGUAUAGGAUCUGCAAUUCUGCUUUUUCUGCAAUAUUAAAGCUUUUGGCUGAAGCUUUCCCAGAAUGCAAUACGCUCCCUAAAUCAUAUUAUGAAGCAAAGACUCUUUUAAAGAAAUUAGGUCUUGGGUAUGAAUCAAUACAUGUGUGUUACAAUAAUUGUGUGCUCUUCAGAAAGAAAUAUGCCAAGCUUGACGAUUGCCCUGUUUGUGGUCUCUGAAGAUGGGUUGAUGCUGAAAGAAAGAAGAUCCCACAGAAAGUGUUACGACAUUUUCCGUUGAUACCGAGGCUACAGAGGAUGUUUGUGAACAAAGAAUCAGAAGAACAAGCACAAUUGCACAAGCUAAAGCGAAAUCCUAAGGAAAAGGAAAUGAGUCACCCAGCUGAUGGUGAGGCAUGGCAAGAUUUUGAUAGAGUAUAUGCUGAUUUUGCAAAAGAUGCAAGAAACCUUAGACUUGGCCUAGCUACCGAUGGGUUUAACCCUUUUUCAGAAAAGAACACUAAAUAUAGCAUGUGGCCUGCAUUUGUUGUGCCAUACAAUCUUUCACCUUGGGCGUGCAUGGAUGAAUCAAAUUUCAUGAUGUCUUUGCUUAUUCCUGGUCCCGCAUCACCUGGAAAGGAUUUUGAUGUAUUCUUAGAGCCUCUUAUUGAAGAUUUGCUUGAGCUUUGGAUAGGUGUACGUACUUAUGAUGCUGUAAGUGGAAAAAAGUUUAACCUUCGUGCUGCAGUUUUAUGGUGCAUCCACGAUUACCCAGCUUUGAGCACUCUUUCAGGGCGUACAACAAAAGGCUAUUUCGCAUGUACUCAUUGUGACAAGCACCCUCUUUCUUACAGACUACGGAGCAAAAUUGGUUAUUUUGGACAUUUUUGCUUUGUUUCGGUGGGACAUCGUUUGCGUAGAAAUAAUGAAUUUGUUGGCCUUCAUGAAAGCAAUGACCCCCCCAGUAAAUUCUCUAUAGAAGAGUUGAUGGCUGAAUUGGAGAGAGUUAAACAUGUCAGGCCUGGAAAGCAACAAGGAAGUACUGGAAAGCAAGAAGAAAGUAGGAAAAGGAAGCAUUCUAAUAUGGACAAGGAUCAUGUAGUAAUUUGGAGUCGGAUGGUUAGUUUAUGGAAGAUACCAUAUUGGAAGAAUUUGAAAUUGAGACAUAAUCUUGAUGUCAUGCAUAUCGAGAAAAACAUAUGUGAGAACUUGAUUGGGACAAUUCUUAAUAUACCUGGGAAGACAAAGGACACGGUUAAAGCUAGACUAGAUCUGAAAGAUUUGGGUAUUAGGAAGGAGCUGCAAUUUAAGGAGAAAGGAGAUUCAUGUGAGAUGCCUCGUGCAAGAUAUACUUUGUCCACACAACAAAAGAAGGCCUUUUGUGAAUUUUUGCGAGAGGUGAAGUUUCCAGAUGGAUUUGCCUCCAACAUAUCAAGAUGUUUAAGUACUGAGGGAACCAAGUUACAAGGGCUCAAAACACAUGAUUGUCACAUUCUUUUGCAAAUAUUAUUACCAGCUGCCAUGAGAGGGCUUUUGGACAAGGAUAUUUAUGAAGCGUUAGCGGAGUUGGGGAAAAUUUUCAGGGAAUUGUGCAGCAAAACUCUUAACAAGGAUGUGUUGGCUGAAAUGAAGAAAGAAAUCCCAAUAAUUUUGGUGAAGCUUGAGAAAAUAUUUCCCCCGGCUUUCUUUGAUGUGAUGGUGCACUUAGCUGUACAUCUACCUGAUGAAGCAUUGCUGCGAGGUCCUGUGCAAUAUGGUUGGAUGUACCCAAUUGAAAGGCGGUUGUAUACUUUAAAGCGCUAUGUAAGGAAUAGGGCGUGGCCAAAAGGCUCAAUUGCUGAGGCAUAUAUUGCAGAUGAGUGCUUGACGUUUUGCUCUAGGUACAUGGAUGAUGUUGAAACAAGAUUUAAUCGGGAACCAAGAAAUAAAGGUUUUUCUAAUGAGGAUGCCUAUAGCGUUGAUGUUUUUGGGCAUGGAGUUAAUUUCACCUCUGCAAUUGAACUUGUAUAUGAUGAUACUGCCAUUGAUCAAAUGGUGUGGUAUAUUCUAAACAAUUGUAGUCAGGUUGAGAAAUAUAUGAGAAUAUUUAUGGAUGAAUUAGAGGGAGCAGGGACACCUGACAUUGAAAGAACAUUGCGGCAAGGAUUUCAGACUUGGUUCAGGAACCAUAUCCUAAGGUUGCGGAAUAUGAAUCAAGAAGAGGUUGACGAUGAUCUAUUUUCAUUGGCUUGUGGUCCUGAUUUAAGAGUUAGAAAAUACUCCUCAUGCAUAGUGAAUGGUGUGAGGUUUAACACCCUUGACCGUGACAAGCAUCGAAAGACACAAAAUAGUGGAGUCAUGACAAGAGCAUCAAUAUUGGAAGUCUAUGGUACAAGAAUGAUUCGUUUAUUUUGGCCACUCAAGCAAGGCAGGUCUUCUAUUUACCGGACACAAAGUUCGGUAAAAACUGCUGCUGAAAUUGCAAAGUUAAUAAAAGCAAAAGGCCUAGAAGUGCAUGAGAGUGAUAGUGAACAAGAAGAAGAUGAUGACACAAUUUUGGAGUAUUGCAGUGAAGCUGAAGGAGGAGUCGCAAAUGAGGUUGAUAGUGAUGAUGAAUAGCCAAUUCUAGUUGGACAAUUUUCAGACCAUCUUCGUGUCCAGUUUGAUACAUUUAGUUGUGAAAUGACAUUUGUAAUGUUUAGUUGUGACAUUCAUCAGAAUGGACCAUGCUCAAUUCAGAUGUAUCUAUUCAUUUUGAUGUAAAUUAAAACUUGUAUCAGGAUAUUCCAAGUUUAUUUGUUUGUAUCAGAAUGACA